GUUGUUACAAAAAUGUCUGUGUUCUGCUGUCACAGGCUGCUGGGGACAAGGAUUGCAUUCAUCUCCUGGCUCACUUGGCUGCUUUGGUGCAGCACGAUGCUAUCUCCAGCCUGCGGAUAUGUUAUUGUGAGCUCUGUCUCUUGGUCAGUUACCAACGAGGUAGAGGAGGAGCUGGACAGCUCCUCCAACGAGGAGACUCUGCCUUCCCUCCUUGAAGACACCACUAGCAUCUGGAAACAGAGCUACCCCGCCUCUGUUUACAAAGAAGAUAGCAACCUGAGGUCCAGACCAGGGAUUGGAAGGUCCAAGCAGAUCUCCUCUCCUUCUAGGAUGUUUUCCUAUAGAAGGGAAAGUGUCAAAGGGACAGGCAGCCUUCCUCCUCCUGAGCAGUUCAUCCAGACUGCCCGAUUCCUGGCUCACACUAACAGCUGGGGCUUUCUGGCUACUCUAUCUACCCAGGAAAAGAUCAAGGGUAUGCCCUUUGGGAACUGCUUACCCAUCAGUGAUGGACCUUUCAACAACAGCACUGGGAUUCCCUUCUUCUAUGUGACUCCAAAGGACAACAUUGUUGCUGACUUGAUGAAAAAUCCAGUUGCCUCCCUGACUCUGCCAGAAGCAGCAGGAGAUUUCUGCAGAAAAAAUAUCAUUGACUUGGAAGAUCUUCGAUGUGCUAGAUUAACUCUUACAGGCCAGAUGGUUUCUGUGUCUCCAGAAGAAGUAGAAUUUGCCAAGCAAGCUGUGUUUUCAAGGCAUCCAGUGAUGAGGAAGUGGCCCCGUCAUUAUGAAUGGUUUUUCAUGAAAAUGAAUGUCGAAAAUGUGUGGCUCCAGAACUGGCAUGGAGGAGUCUCCAACAUUGGGACAGAAGAAUAUUUCAAAGCUGUUCCAAGUAAAGCUUGAGGAAGCCUAGAGAUGGACCUCUAUGGCUCCCAUCUUUGCUUUUCAAAAGGUAGUUGUUUAAAACAAUGCCAGCCCGCACAGUGGUUGGGCAGGCUCUCUUUCUGGAAAGGUUCCUAACAGACUAUGACUGUGGACCACUGGGCUAAAAGAGAGAUGAAGAUGGCCAUUCCCAAAUUGUGGAUUUGCACUGAUGACAAAUCAAUGACUCUUGUUUAAAAUCACUUUAGGUAAAGGGUCUGUUCAUUUGGAACUCCUCGGCGAGCAUCAAAGAUGACAAUUUUCAUAUGUGUGGAAACAGCUGGUUUCCAUUCUGUAGGAAAACCAAUUACUCAUGUAAGAACAAUGUGACUGCUUCAUAUUGUGAAAGUGCUUUUGUGUCUUGCUUUGCCAAAAGCAUCAUGCAAGUGUUCCAAGCUUGAUGCAACUCUAAAGGGCUUUAAUUAAUGUCCUAUGGCCCUGUGGGUUUUAACCUCUGCAGGAUGGUGGAACAUUUAGCCAUGAAUUGUAAAUUAUGUUUCUGGAUUAUAAGCAUGUUAUCAAACACCUGGUUAUGAUUUACAGACCAAUUACACAACUUUUCCCCCACUCCAUUACAUGAUGAACAGUGUGAGAACUUACUUUUGUACUUAGUCUUCUUCUGACUAAGGCGAUUAUGAUAGUACAAUAAAUAAGAUGGCUUGUUAGGAUGAAGUUUGAAUAAAGAAUACCCAAUCCUGAUUACAGUCUCUGCCAUUCUCCUGCUAAAACCAGAAGUAGUUCAGUGUGACUAGACAGUAGCAGGAGUGAAAGGGAGGUAGCUAGAAUAUUGCCCACCUAACAAUUGGAUCAUCCCUGGUGAGAGAGAAAAGAACAGAAGCUCACCAAAGGGAGCGCAGCAAUGACAGUUCCUAAUAAAUAAGAAGAUUUUCAAAAUACUUUUCUACAGUAUUCAUCUUUUUGGUCUUCUAUUAUUAAUUUUAUUCAUUUUCCUCUCACAACAAACCAACACAGAAAGUAGAUUGGUGGUUCUGUCCCCAUUUUUCAAAAAAGGAAGAUGGAGUUGAUUUUAGAAAUGAAAAUAGCACCAUAUCCCAAGAAACUAAUCCAGUAAUUAAUUCCAUGAACUGUGAUUUCUCCUGACAUGAACUUUUAAGUCCAAAAACAACAAUUACAACAAUUUUCAAACAGCCUCCUGGAGAGCUGUAGCAUAAUCCUUUUUAUAAUGAAUUCUCAUGUUUUGCUUUAAAAAUCACUAUCUAGCUAUUUUUUAAAUUAGAUUUUUUCAAUCAGCAAAAUUCCAUUUCUCUCCCUCCCAUAUCCCCCCAAGGGAGAAUAAAAGAAAAAUAAAUUCCCAUUACAAACAGAGUCAAAGAACAAAUUUAUGCA
Monodelphis domestica (gray short-tailed opossum) is the source of this 2262-nucleotide messenger RNA. It is a transcript of the gene CREG2, whose product is annotated as cellular repressor of E1A stimulated genes 2. Lineage: Eukaryota; Metazoa; Chordata; Mammalia; Didelphimorphia; Didelphidae. The record is from RefSeq and is a predicted model, not a curated record.